AUGAUUUUAUUAUGGAAAAAAAAGAAAUUUUUAUCUGCAAGUGGAAUUUCUCCAUCAGCUCGUUUUGAACCACUUAAUUUCUAUGUAUUUACAUCAUUAACACAAUUGAUUUGUACAAUUAUUUAUAUAUGUUUUAUCAUUUAUUUUCUUAUUAUUGAAAUAAAAUUAUUAAUGAAAUUAAAUUUAAAAUAUUUUUAUGAAUUUUGGUCGCUAAUUCAAGUUGGUAUAAUAAGUUGUUCAAUAACAAGUAUUAUUAUUUAUAUUUGGCGUUUUAAAGAAUAUAAUCGUUUAAGUUCACUUUUUCGUGAAACAAAUGGAUAUGUUUAUAUUAAUUUACAAAUGACAGUUUAUGUUGAUGAUGUUUUAACAUCUCUUCUUGGUUUUUGUUGUUUUUUUGGAACAAUUAAAUUUAUAAAAUUUAUUCGUUUUAAUAAAUCAUUAAUAAUAUUUAUUCAAACACUUAAAUAUGUUACAAAAGACAUUAUUUCAUUUUCAUUUAUGUUUUCAAUUGUAUUUAUGUCUUUUCUUGCAUUAUUUUAUUUAUUAUUUAAUUCAAGUAUUGGAUCAUGUUCAAGUCUAUUAUCAACAGCUCAAAUGUUAUUUGAAAUAACAUUAAUGAGUUUUGAUGCAACUGAUUUUACUGGAGCUGAUCCAUUUCUUGGUCCAUUUUGUUUUUCACUCUUUAUUAUUAUUGUUGUUUUCGUAUGUUUAAGUAUGUUUAUGUCAAUACUUAAUGAUGGUUUUCAUCAUGUUGAACUAAAUUCAAUUGAAGAUCAACACAUUUUAUCAUAUAUGUUAAAGAAAUUUUUAAAUUGGACACAUUUAAGAAGACCAAAUGUUGAAGAAAUUUAUGAAGUACAAGACUCUCGAAUGCAUUCUCAAUAUAUUGAUCCAAUUGAAAAUUUUCCUGAUAAAAUCGAUCAAUUGUUAGAAGCAAUCGAUCGAAUUUAUAUUGAUCAAAGAAAAGAAUUAUUAAAAUUAAAGAGAGCUGGUGUUUAA
Adineta steineri is the source of this 999-nucleotide messenger RNA. NCBI's taxonomy places the organism in Eukaryota, Metazoa, Rotifera, Eurotatoria, Adinetida, Adinetidae. The record is from the annotation of a GenBank genome assembly.